Molecule: messenger RNA, 567 nt
Organism: Aspergillus fumigatus Af293
Lineage: Eukaryota; Fungi; Ascomycota; Eurotiomycetes; Eurotiales; Aspergillaceae
Exons: 5
Coding region: 1-567 (188 amino acids)
Source: RefSeq, a predicted model, not a curated record
AUGAGGUUUACGCAGCUCCUCAUCGCGGCGGGCACGGCAAGCCUUGCUCUUGCUGCACGCCUCAAGUCCAAAACUAAGAGAACCUCGGUCUUCCAAUUUGGCUCCAAUGAAUCCGGAGCAGAGUUCGGAAGUGGCACCAUCCCUGGUGUCCCGGGCAAAGAUUGCAUCUGGCUCAACACGACCGCCAUUGGCAUCAUGAAGGAAGCAGGGACCAGGGUUGAACAUCUUCCGUGUGCCAUUUCUCACGGAGCGUCCUCAACAACAUCAUUGGAGGCCCUGAUGAGGUGUACAUGGCUGGUCUGGUCUCUGUAUACCAACUACAUCACAUCAACUGGCGCGUACGCUCUUAUCGACCCCAGAACUUUGGCUGAUACCGAGAAUGAAAACACUAAUAGAACCAGCUAUGGCGAGUUUGCCUAUGAGUAUUAUCUGAAGGUUUUUGGAGCCAUAUUUUCCAAGGUAGAGUUAUACGGCAACGUCGACGGGGAGGGAGACUGCUACGGCGACUGCUUUGAGUACGAGCUCGACAACAGGGUUGCACAGUACUGGGGUCAAUGGGGUCGUUAG